CGCGGUUCGAUGGCCUUUUUGUUUGUGAUUUACCGAAUUUUUUAAUGACAGGAAAAUGCUCAAAUUCAUUAUGUUUGCAGACAAACAAAUCGGUUUUUUACCCAAGUGCAUCGAAGUGUGAUAGAAGACACUGAUUUUUAUAAUAAAUGUGGAUUCGUUAAAGUGUUUUUUGAUAAUUCAAAGAGUCUGAAUUAAAAUAAUAAUGCUGGCUGGACAGCUAAAGUGCAAAAUGUUUGUUUGUGUGUGCAUAGCAAUUUUUGUUCUCCUAGACCUAGAGAUAAGACCUGUGUCUUCCUGGCCUUCACGAUUCGACCACCAUCAUCGUUACCAUCACCAUAGUUGUGAUGAAGAUUGGCAUGACCACGAUCACGACUUUUCCCACCAUGGACAUGAAAAGGAUUUGGAUGAAGAGCAUCCCUUUAAACCCAAAUAUGAUAUUCUUGAAAAUGAUUUUCACGAAGAUCAUCCUUUCAAACCCAAACAUGAAAGCCACCAAAAUGAUUUCAACAGCAAAGAUUUCGAUUACACGGGUCUGUUCGACCUCGACCCUGCAGCUUCCGAAAGAAUCAUGACACGAGUUCCACCAAAAGGAAAGUUUUCUAAUGAAAGGGGCAUUGUGACCUCUGGCCAACGAUUGCCUUCUUCUUGUAGGUGUAUUGAUGUCAAAAAAUGUCCGGCAGUUAUGGAACAAAUUCAGUGGAGGCCAAUCGAUGAUGAUCUGAGGAGAAGAUUGAGAUCUGCGGCUUGCGGUUUUCGCGGAUUUGAGCCACAGGUGUGUUGUCCACCAACAAUUGAUGAAGGACGCACUAGAAGAACGCCUUUCAAUUCUUGGGAAGAAGACAACGAAAGUAGUAGUGAGUUAAAUUUUAACCAAUUCGGAGGACUUACCCAUUCGCCUUCUGGAAACAGACCACCUGAUAGAAGACCAUCAACUAGGAAUCAAUCUAGACCCAGGACCCAACCUGUCUUGUGGCCCGGAGAAAAGGUAGCUUCAACGACCCAAAGAAAUGGUGGUUCUUCGAGAGAAAUCUUUUCUUCAGUAAAUGUCCUUUCAACAACGACUAAACCAUUGUCUUUAGACAAAAGUGGUAAAAGAGAUGAUAGAAUUAUCAAUCGAGGUUCUUUAAUUAAUCCAAGAACCUGUGGAGUGGCCAUAAAUAACAGAAUUAUUGGAGGCGACGACGCCGGUCCUGGACAAUUUCCAUGGGUGGCCAGAAUUGGGUACAAAACACCGGGGAGCAGAAAAUUGUUGUAUCGAUGUGGAGGCGCUAUGAUCAACAAGGACUACGUGAUUACUGCUGCACAUUGUGUGACAAAUCUUCCACAAACAUUGCAAUUAUCUGGUGUACGUUUGGGAGAAGUGGAAGACAACAACACAUCUGAACCAAAUGACUGCUCAGGUGUGGAUUGUGCGGACGCACCCCAAGAUUUUCGAAUUGGCAAGGUCACCGUACAUUCUCGAUAUGAUGUCCCAAAAUUUGCAAACGACAUUGCUUUGAUUAGAUUAUCCAGAUCAGCAAAUUUAACAGGCUACGUUUCGCCAAUUUGCUUACCUGUGGGACAGUACAGCCUUCCACGUGGAAAUGAUUUGACUGGAAACACAGCUAUAGUUGCAGGAUGGGGAUCAAUGACUCCAGAUAGUGCUACAUCAAGCACAUCUUUGCAAUGGGUUAAAUUAUCUGUUGGCGAUUUGGAAGAAUGCAUCUCGACUUACAGAAAUAGAUUUAAUAUAAGUGUAACACAAACUCAUAUGUGUACAAGACCGAAGGCCAAUGUCGAUGCAUGUCAAGGAGACAGUGGCGGUCCUUUAGUAAUGGAGAGCCCAAACGAGAGGUACCUCCUGGCUGGCAUAGUAUCAUUUGGACCCCGGCGUUGCGGAACGGCGGACCUUCCGGGGGUCUAUACGAGGGUCAGCAGUUUUGUGGAUUGGGUCGUUGCUAACGUCCGACCGUAG
Molecule: messenger RNA, 1954 nt
Organism: Ctenocephalides felis (cat flea)
Lineage: Eukaryota; Metazoa; Arthropoda; Insecta; Siphonaptera; Pulicidae
Product: serine protease 7-like
Exons: 9
Coding region: 203-1954 (583 amino acids)
Biological process (GO): proteolysis
Molecular function (GO): serine-type endopeptidase activity
Source: RefSeq, a predicted model, not a curated record